UCUAAAUUUCAAAAUAUUACAUUACCAUAAGUGAUCGUCAUGAUUUGACAUAACAAUCAAAAUGGGGAAUACAAUUUCAUUAGUAAAAAAUAAAUCAAUACCAAGAUACAUUAAGAAGAGGAAAUUUUACUACAAUGACAAUGUGCUUAUUGACAUUGGCAUGCACAUGCCAGUGUACAUGCCACUGGUUGAGAUGGACCAACCUUCUGUUGAGAAAGACAAUGAAGACGUGUGGGUUCCAAGAGAUGACAAUGCGGGUGAUAUAUAUUUGGAACCCGAAAGUUCUACACGGCCAUGUACAAUUGUUAAAAAGGAAACAGUGUUGGAUGGUUCCGGAUGGGACACAAUUUUAGAUGAAACUGCAGAUAGUGAAUACGACAUAAUUGGAGAUGUACCAUAUGGUUCGUUGGAAGAAGUGUUGGCAUUAGAACGGUUUCACAUGAAACUUACAGUUUUCAGAAAAGUAAUAGUUGUGACCAUUGAUAUUUACAAAAUACUACCCCAUUUGUCAUUUGUGGAAUAUCCGUCAGUAUUUAGACAAAUCGCAACGCGGAACCACAGAUCUGCUAUAGAGUUGUUAAUAGAACAACUUCUAGAGAUAAAAUGUUUAAAUCAUGGCAACAUAUUCAAAACGGGACUCCAAAGAUGUGGAUAUCAACACUUGGCUAUGAUUUUGGAUGUUAAAGAUAAGUUUGACAGCCGUUAUACAAAAAAGUACAUUGCAAUAAUGGCUGAUACAAUUAAGCCACUGAUUGUACCAUCAAAAGUUACACGUUAUUUGUGGAGCACUGGAGUAAUAAGUGAGGAAGAGGUACAGCUGAUAAACAAUGCCGAAAUGAUGCAAGGAAUUGAAAAGGCUGUGGAUACUCUGCUGGAUAAAAUGCAACAGAGGCAUGUGUAUUGGUAUAGUCAUUUUGUAGAAGCGCUGAGGCAUGCAGAAAUGUCUGAAGCCGUGGAACUCCUAGACAUUCCUGAGCUACACACCGGUGAAAUGACCAGGAUUUUCUACGUACCUGAAGGACAUAAACUGCCUCUUGGCUUUGAAGGCGAAUCUGACGACACGGCCAACUACACUAACGAAAGCGCUGACAGUGACUUUGUUCAUGUUUAUGGAUGCGACACACCAAUUACAGAAAUGGAUGAUAACUCAUCAAUUGGUUUUGUUAAAAUAGACGGGAUGAGAAACAAUUCACUAUUUGUGGCUGAGGCUCAAGUUUCACCCGGCAAGAGAUGUAAUAAGCCGCCGUUGCCAAAGGUUCCAGCAGAAGUGUUCAUAGAACCUCCCCCUCUUCCUCCCAGGAUCCCGCUGAAGGGAAAGCAGCCGUACCCUCUUCCGCGCGUAUCGUUCGGAAAAUAUGAUCUUGUUCCUUCAAAUAGCGACAGUUAUUGUCAGCUAAACCAUACACUAACGGAAAAGAAAAAAGAUCAAAUAGAUGACGUGCAUUACGAAGACGAGGAAAACCCUGAUAAAGGCACAACGUCGGACAACACUGUCGAGAAUAUCCAUAAGGUUAGAAGUCUCGAUGUUUCAAAUGUUGAAAUGGCGACGGCAAAGCAGAUUCAGAAACACCAUACAAGCCUGGAUGCGUUAGACAUAACGUCCAUUCAUACAAUGGACAAAGAGAUGCUUGUAAAACGUAUUGAACUGUUAAUAUACGAACAAACUGAUGAUAUUGGGAAAACGGAAUUGCUUAAUACAAUGGCAGUGGAGAUUACCAAUUUAAGCUCUUGCAAGGUUGAUAAAAUAGAAGCCUUAAAAAAUGUCCUAAGAGCAGAUAAAAUAUUGAAAAUACAACAAGCCGAACUCACAAGAAUAGUUACACAUCAUGACAAUUCUGCCAUCAAUGAUGAGUAUCCAUGCGAAGGCGUGUAUUCUGCCAGACAGCUUGAAACAGAGAGAAACGAUGCUGCAAACAUCAUGGGCACUCUUUUCAUGGCUGCCAUCCUGCACAACACCCAAAGAAACGAAAUGCCGACGCGGUCUUUUAGACCAUUACAGAGGAACAGUUUUAGGAACCGAUCAUUUUGUCCACUGUCAAAGGCAAGGCGAUCAUCCUUCAAAGAUUCGGCCGUUUACAGCUGCUCAAAUAUUUACACUAUUUACGAGGAGCCUGUGCUGGAUUAA
Dreissena polymorpha is the source of this 2125-nucleotide messenger RNA. RefSeq lists its product as uncharacterized. The coding region runs from base 62 to 2125 and encodes 687 amino acids. Lineage: Eukaryota; Metazoa; Mollusca; Bivalvia; Myida; Dreissenidae. The transcript is spliced from 11 exons. The record is from RefSeq and is a predicted model, not a curated record.